AUGAACUGGAGGCUUGUUGAGUUCCUCUACUUCCUGUUUAUAUGGGACCAUAUAAUAAUACAGCCCUCCCACCAGGAACCAGCUGUUACCAACCAACAUGUCUCCAAGGAAUUUGAUUGGCUUAUUUCAGACAGGGGGCCUUUCCACCACUCACGGAGUUACUUAUCCUUUGUGGAAAGACAUCGUCAAGGAUUUACAACCAGAUAUAAAAUAUACAGGGAGUUUGCCCGUUGGAAGGUGAGGAACACAGCCAUCGAACGAAGGGACCUGACCCGCAACCCAGUACCCCUGAUGCCUGAAUUCCAGAGGAGCAUCCGCUUGCUGGGCAGGAGACCCACCACGCAACAGUUCAUUGAUACCAUCAUAAAAAAAUACGGCACCCACAUCCUCAUCUCUGCCACCCUGGGAGGGGAGGAGGCCUUGACCAUGUACAUGGACAAAAGCCGACUUGACAGGAAAUCAGGAAACGCUACCCAAAGCGUUGAGGCACUACACCAGCUUGCUUCCUCCUACUUUGUAGAUCGUGAUGGCACCAUGAGAAGACUCCAUGAGAUCCAGAUCUCUACUGGAGCAAUCAAGGUAACUGAAACUCGGACUGGCCCCCUGGGUUGUAACAGCUACGACAAUCUGGACUCUGUGAGUUCUGUCCUUCUGCAAAGCACUGAGAGCAAACUCCACCUGCAAGGUCUCCAGAUCAUCUUCCCGCAGUAUUUACAAGAGAAAUUUGUCCAGUCUGCAUUGAGUUACAUCAUGUGCAAUGGAGAGGGGGAAUAUGUGUGUCAGAACAGCCAGUGCGGUUGCCAGUGUGCUGAAGAAUUCCCACAAUGCAACUGUCCCAUCACUGACAUUCAAAUCAUGGAGUACACACUGGCAAACAUGGCCAAGUCCUGGACAGAAGCGUAUAAAGAUUUGGAGAAUUCAGAUGAGUUUAAAUCCUUCAUGAAAAGGCUACCUAACAACCACUUCCUGACCAUCGGGAACAUCCACCAGCACUGGGGCAAUGACUGGGAUCUUCAGAACAGAUACAAGCUCCUGCAGAGCUCCAUGGAAGCCCAACGGCAGAAGAUCCAACGCACUGCCCGCAAACUCUUUGGCCUCAGUGUCCGGUGCCGGCACAACCCUAACCACCAGCUGCCUAGAGAAAGGACAAUACAGCAGUGGCUUACCCGAGUUCAGUCCCUGCUUUACUGCAAUGAGAAUGGGUUCUGGGGGACCUUUCUGGAGAGCCAACGGAGCUGUGUGUGCCAUGGCAGCACCAGCCUAUGCCAGCGCCCCAUCCCAUGCAUCAUUGGGGGCAACAACAGCUGUGCCAUGUGUAGUCUAGCCAACAUUUCUCUCUGUGGCUCAUGCAACAAGGGCUACAAGCUGUAUCGGGGCCGCUGUGAGCCACAGAAUGUUGACUCAGAGCGUAGUGAGCAGUUCAUCAGCUUUGAGACAGACUUGGACUUCCAGGAUCUGGAGCUGAAGUAUUUGCUGCAGAAAAUGGACUCGCGCCUCUAUGUGCACACCACUUUCAUCAGCAAUGAGAUCCGCCUGGACACCUUCUUCGACCCCAGGUGGCGCAAGCGUAUGUCCCUCACUCUGAAGAGCAACAAGAACCGGAUGGACUUUAUCCACAUGGUGAUUGGCAUCUCCAUGCGCAUCUGCCAGAUGCGCAACAGCAGCCUGGACCCUAUGUUCUUUGUCUAUGUCAACCCCUUCAGUGGGAGCCACUCUGAGGGCUGGAAUAUGCCCUUUGGGGAAUUCGGCUACCCACGCUGGGAGAAAAUCCGCCUCCAGAACAGCCAGUGCUACAACUGGACCUUGCUGCUGGGCAAUCGAUGGAAAACCUUUUUUGAGACUGUCCACAUCUACCUACGUAGCCGGACUCGGCUGCCCUCCCUGCUGCGCAAUGAAACUGGCCAAGGGCCUGUGGACCUUUCUGACCCCAGCAAGCGUCAGUUCUACAUCAAGAUCUCUGAUGUGCAGGUGUUCGGCUACAGCCUGCGUUUUAAUGCUGACCUGCUGCGCAGUGCAGUGCAGCAGGUCAACCAGUCGUACACCCAAGGUGGACAGUUCUACUCCUCGUCCUCUGUCAUGCUCUUGCUGCUGGACAUUCGGGAUCGAAUCAACAGACUGGCGCCCCCUGUGGCACCGGGUAAGCCCCAGUUGGAUCUGUUCUCCUGUAUGCUCAAGCAUCGCCUGAAAUUAACCAACAGUGAGAUCAUACGUGUGAACCAUGCACUAGACCUGUAUAACACUGAGAUCCUCAAACAGUCAGACCAGAUGACAGCCAAACUCUGCUAACCCAGACUCUUCUGUGGACACAUCAGUAACUGAUCCUUUCACUGUAUAAAAAAAAAUGAAAAGAAAGGGGAAAAAAGGAAAUUUGUAAAAUGUAAUUAAGAGACGAAAAAGGGGAAAAAAUAGGAAAUUCUUCAUUUGUUGGAAACUAAACCAGUUCUAGCAGCUGUAUAAAACUGUCAGGCAUGUUUGUUAUUUCUAUAAUCCAUCAUAAAUGGGUCACACCUUACUAUCUUUCGACCUUGAGGGUAUUGCUUGUUAGGACUCAGGUGUUGCAAAAAUAAAUCAGAGGGAGGAUCAGAGCUGGGGGGAGGGAUGUUUCUGUAAUGAACUGUAAAGAUUUCUGCUAUGCAGGUGCCAAGACAAACAAAUCAACAAACAAACAAACAAAGGAUUAUAUAUAAAUGUAAAAGAACUGCCAUUAUUCCUAGUGGGAGUAAAUGGUCAAAAGAUAAAAGAUAUUUCUUCUGUUGCGAUUUA
Messenger RNA from Pelodiscus sinensis (Chinese soft-shelled turtle), 2763 nucleotides. The record is from RefSeq and is a predicted model, not a curated record. NCBI's taxonomy places the organism in Eukaryota, Metazoa, Chordata, Testudines, Trionychidae.